AUGAGGCUCCCAAAGACGUGGACGGCGCUGAGGGGCAGGACAGGGCUGUCCCCAGGCCCCACCUGCCAGGUGCUUAGAGCUGGGAGGGCCCUACCACGAGCUUGUGUGUUCUCCCUCCUGCUAACGCUUCCUCCCCCGCCUCUUCAGGUGAGCGUCAGCACUUCGGUGCUGAAAGCUGCGGCCCACCACUAUGGCUCGCAGUGUGACAAGCCCAACAAGGAGUUCAUGCUGUGCCGCUGGGAGGAGAAGGACCCCCGGAAAUGCUUAAAGGAAGGGAAGGAAGUCAAUAAAUGUGCACUAGACUUUUUCAGGAAGAUUAAGGCGCACUGUGCAGAACCGUUUACUGAAUACUGGACUUGUAUUGACUAUACCGACCUUCAAGAGCUUCGACGUUGCCGAAAACAGCAGCUGGCAUUUGAUAAUUGCGUGCUGGAGAACUUGGGCUGGGAGAGACCUGAUCUAGGAGAGCUGUCUAAGGUCACAAAAGUGAAGACAGAUCGACCUCUUCCUGAGAAUGUCUAUCAUUCUAGACCAAGACCAGAGCCAAAUCCACCCAUUGAAGGAGAUUUGAAGCCUGCUAAAUAUGGCAGCAGGGUUUUUUUCUGGAGCUGGUAAAAUGGGACUGACCACUCUGUAAUAAGCUCUGUCCAUUGCAAAUAUAAAUUAUCUUGUCCAGCGUGUAUUAGGCGAAAUCCUUAAUGAUUAAAAAAAAAUCCAUAAUUUA
Messenger RNA from Pelodiscus sinensis (Chinese soft-shelled turtle), 724 nucleotides. The record is from RefSeq and is a predicted model, not a curated record. NCBI's taxonomy places the organism in Eukaryota, Metazoa, Chordata, Testudines, Trionychidae.